Molecule: messenger RNA, 1855 nt
Organism: Capsicum annuum
Lineage: Eukaryota; Viridiplantae; Streptophyta; Magnoliopsida; Solanales; Solanaceae
Product: serine carboxypeptidase-like 19
Exons: 14
Coding region: 202-1584 (460 amino acids)
Biological process (GO): proteolysis; secondary metabolic process
Molecular function (GO): acyltransferase activity, transferring groups other than amino-acyl groups; serine-type carboxypeptidase activity
Source: RefSeq, a predicted model, not a curated record
UACCAAACACACCCAUAAUCUUAGCUUUAACAUAAAAUUGAGACCCUCAUACUGCUCUCGUCGUCACUAUCUAUUCUGUUUAUCACAACUCCAUUCACAAGCUAUUUGACAGAGAAAAGUGGAACACUAGAAGAUCACAUAUCGAUUCAAAAUUUAAAAUUUAUUUGUUCAAUAGACCAUACAACCUAGGUUCUCAUAAAGAUGUCUCGGCUAGUGCUCCCGAUUCUCUUCCUAAUUGUUGUAUUUGAGAUCAUCUAUCCGCAACCUGCUCUUGCUGGUUUGCCUGUCAAGUAUCUUCCUGGAUUUGAAGGAUCACUUCCUUUUCAACUCGAAACCGGGUAUAUAGGAGUAGGUGAAGCAGAUGAGGUGCAACUCUUCUAUUACUUUAUAAAGUCGCAGUCUAAUCCUAAAAUUGAUCCUCUUAUAUAUUGGUUUACGGGAGGUCCUGGUUGCUCUCCAUUAAGUGCGAUUUUAUAUGAAUUAGGCCCCGUUACAUUGGAUAUUAGAGCGUAUAAUGGGAGCUUGCCAACGUUGUCUUUAAAUCCAUAUGCAUAUACCAAGGUCGCAAACAUGAUCUUUGUGGAUUUACCAGUUGGGACUGGAUUCUCCUAUGCAACAACACAAAAAGCAAAUUACUCAGAUGACUUACAAUCAGCUCAUUAUGCUUAUGAAUUUCUUCGAAAGUGGUUUGUUGAGCAUCAAGAAUAUCUCAAAAAUCCUUUUUAUGUUGCUGGAGACUCCUAUAGUGGAAUUACAGUUCCUAUUGUUACUGAAGUCAUAUCAAAUGGGAUUGAUAUGGGGAUCAAGCCAUGGAUCAAUCUUAAGGGAUAUAUUCUUGGCAAUCCAUUAACAUUUAAAGACCAAGAUCAUUACUAUCGGAUCCAUUUUGCUCGUGGGAUGGGCCUAAUUUCUAACGAACUAUACGAGUCAUCAGUGAAUAACUGUGAAGGAGAGUACCUACAUAAUGGUCCAACCAAUUCACUUUGUUCUAGUGACAUGAUUAUGAUAGAGUGGUUGGUUAAGGAUAUUUAUCAAUAUAAUAUCCUAGAGCCCCCUUGUGAACUUGCAUCAUAUGAAUCAAGAAGAUCGUUGAUUGAGAAUAUUCAAAAGCUCAAAAAUCCUGCUACACAUUCUGGAAUUAAAUGUCGAGGACAAUGGCACGACCUCGGUUUGAUUUGGGCCAAUGAUAAGAAUGUACAAGAUGCUCUUCAUGUUCGAAAGAAGACUAAUGGAGCAUGGGAGGAAUGCAGGAGCAAUAUUUCUUUUGGAGCAAUUAUUGACAAUACUAUACCAUAUCAUGAGAAUCUUAGCCGUAAAGGUUUUAGAUCUCUUAUUUACAGUGGUGAUCACGAUAUGGUUGUACCAUUUAUUUCAACUGAAGCAUGGAUUACAUCACUAAAUUACCCAAUUGUUGUUGAUUGGAAGCCCUGGAUUGUCGAUGGUCAAGUUGCGGGGUAUACAAGAAGUUACUCCAACCAAAUGACGUUCGCCACGGUCAAGGGAGGAGGGCAUACUGCCCCAGAGUCCAAACCCGUGGAAUGUUUUUCCAUGUUAAAGCGUUGGUUAUCAUAUGAACCAUUAUAGCAGCAGCGUAUAAGUCGUUGCGCCUUAGCACACUCUUUUUAUUUGCUUGUUAGCGCUCCUAUUCCAAUUAUUUAUAUUAUAUAGUCGUAAAGAAACUAAAUGAAAUUUGACAAUCAUAGCUCAAGCAUGCGAAGAAAACUCGAAUAGCUUGAUUUGGAGAAUCUUUAAUGAAGCUGUAGUAAGUUAAUUUUGAGUUUGAAAGCUCUCUCGAUGAAAUCUUAUAGUGUAUGUAUGUAUGUAUAGAUAAUAUUAUAAAUUGACAUUACAUAAA